AUGAACGACAGCGUUCAUAUUUCGGAUGCGUGGUGGUUGAUGAUCUACCCCAUGAUUGUGCCUUAUCUGGAGAAACUACCCACAAAUUGGAUGCAACCAUGGCUACCGAUGUCCCAAGUCUGGAGAAUUUGGUCUGCAAGCCAUAAACCAUUCCAGCAAGCCGGAGCCGACACUUUCAUGCUUGUGACACCGAACGGCAACCUUCUGUGGACAUGCGAUCCGCGCGUCUGGGACGAAGUAUAUACGCAGCAAGGGAAGUUCCAGACUCCGACCGACAUGACGAAGUUCUUUGACGUAUAUGGACCGAACCUGGGUUCCGUGGAGGGCGAGGAGUGGAAAGCACACCGCAGGAUCAUGGCACUUGGAUUCAACCCUGCGAUCAACACGACGGUUUGGGAGGAAUCGCAGUUCCAAGCAGAUACACUCGCUUCUGUCUGGAUGCGAGAUGGGUCGGUCGUACGCUCCGUCAAGGACUGGACUUCGCGCCUCGCGCUGCAUGUCAUCGUUAGUGGGUUUUUCCAUAAGCGACUAACAUGGGAGGAAUAUGAUCAGGGCGUGAAUCUCGUACCAACAGAGCAUCAGCUUGGCUUUGAGGAAGCCUUGUUUGGUGUACUGGGUCGGCUGGCGACUAUUGCCACAGUCCCUCGGUCCUGGCUCCGGAACAUCCCUCUAAAGUUUUUCCGCGAGCCGUAUAUCGCCUUCACGGACUGGACCAAGUAUAUGGAAGAGCUUCAGGAUAAUGCGCUUUCGAGAUUGGAACAGACGAAGUCGAAGCGGAAUAGAAGUAUUCUCGAGUCGAUUGUGCUUGCUGGGACGCCUGAAAUGCUGGAACCGGGUGAUAUCGCGCUUUCACGAGAAGGUGUCUUUGGUGACAUGUUCUUCGCUUUACUCGCCGGACACGAAACCACUGGAAGCACCAUGGCGUUCAUGGUAUAUCUGAUGGUGAUCUACCCCGAAUAUCAGAAGGAGCUGCACGAGGAGCUGGACCGCCAGCUGGGUGAUCGCCCUCGACAGGAGUGGACGGUCACGGAAGACUACAGCGUGCUUCAAAGAGGCGUUCUCGGUGCCAUCCAGAAGGAGACUUUGCGCCUCUACCAUCCCGCUCAGUGGAACUUUCGGCGAGCGACGGUUGCGACGCCUGUGGGGCAGUCUCACACGAUCCCCGAGAACACGAUGAUCAUGGUCAAUUUCGCUGCCACGAACCAUGAUCCCGACAGAUGGACCCAACGAGACGUUCCACGGGCGAGGAAGGAUCAGCUCCAUGACUCACCUGCUCUGUAUUUCGACCCACAUCGAUGGCUGAAAGACGAACUCCCAGAGAAACAAGUACCGUUCUUCGGCGUCGGGCCGAGGUCAUGUCUUGGGAAAGCUUUUGCGCAGAUUGAGAUGGCGGCAUUCGUGGCGACCCUGUUCAAGGAGUAUUCUAUUGAGUUGGUCGUCCCCGAGGACACUCUACGGGCCUGUGGUGGUGAUGAGAAGCUUGCUUGGGAGAAGACUAGAGAUGAUGCUAUUCGGCAGAUGGUUGAUGAUGUCAAAGCAAAUAUCUCGAUUUACAUGGCGAAAGAUCUCCCGGUGAGAAUUGUCAAGCGCAAUUGGCGUUUGUGA
Messenger RNA from Exophiala bonariae, 1605 nucleotides. RefSeq lists its product as uncharacterized. The transcript is spliced from 4 exons. Bases 1 to 1605 code for a protein of 534 amino acids. Gene Ontology annotation, molecular function: oxidoreductase activity, acting on paired donors, with incorporation or reduction of molecular oxygen; iron ion binding; heme binding. Lineage: Eukaryota; Fungi; Ascomycota; Eurotiomycetes; Chaetothyriales; Herpotrichiellaceae. The record is from RefSeq and is a predicted model, not a curated record.